AUGAUUAUUAAGUGUUGCAAUGGGUCGAGGAAGAGGAAAGGGCUGAAGUUGACUGUAAUUGACCCCGAUGAUCCAGGAAGUGAUGAUGAAGAGAAAAUCCCUACUCAGAAGAGGAGAGGAAGGCCACAAAAAUCACUCAAAGAUGACAUUGACGAACAAGCAGCUGAGAUGAUCAAAGAGGAAGAUUCUGCGAAUGAAAAAAGUGGAAUUCUAAACUUGGAGAUAAAAAGUUCUGCAACGGAAAAUGGGAAGAAGAGGAAUCGGAAUACUCGGAUGAAAGAAAAGCAUGAUUCAAUUAAAGAGGAAGAUGGUAAUGGAACAAGAUCAAACACUGAUGAAUCUACUAGGUCAAAUAAUGCUUUCCAUCAUAGGCGGAAAAACAAGCCAACUGACAUUUUGGCUGCCUUUUGUGAUGGCAGAUAG
This is a messenger RNA of Nicotiana tabacum (common tobacco), 423 nucleotides long. The record is from RefSeq and is a predicted model, not a curated record. Lineage: Eukaryota; Viridiplantae; Streptophyta; Magnoliopsida; Solanales; Solanaceae.